GACUUUUUAGAAGUACAGCACAAGAUGAAGAACUUUGUGGUGUUUGCUGUUAUUGUCACGUUUUGUCAGAUUGGGAGGAAUCCUGCCAGUGGCUGAGUCUACCUGUCUGUGCAAUCCACCUACCUAAUUGACCUACCUACAGUACCUACCUACCUGCCUGCCUGCCUGCCUGCCUGCCUGCCUGCCUGCCUGCCUGCCUGCCUGCCUGCCUGCCUGCCUGCCUGCCUGCCUACCUACCUACAGCACCUACCUACACGGGGAUGUGCUGGCUCCAGCAGAGCCAGCGGUGCGACAUGGUGCUGAUGAAAGGGGUCACCAGAGAGGAAUGCUGCACAGGGGGCCGACUGGACACGGCGUGGUCCAACAACAGUCUACCCAUGAACGAGGUCAGCCUGCUGGGUUUCCUCGGCAUCGUCUCCUGUAAACCCUGCAAAGAGACGUGUGAGGGUGUGAAGUGCGGUGCCGGGAAAGUGUGCAAGAUGAAGAUGGGAAGGCCACAGUGUGUGUGCGCCCCAGACUGCUCCCACAUCGGACGCAGGCACGCCGUCUGCGGCAGCGACGGGAAGUCGUACAAGGACGAAUGUGUCCUGCUCAUGGCCCGCUGCAUGGGACACCCCGACCUGGAGGUCAUGUACCAGGGAGAGUGCAAAAAGUCGUGCUCCAACGUAGUGUGUCCAGGAACACACACUUGUGUGACGGACCAGACCAACAGCGCCCACUGUGUCAUGUGCCGCUCCACGCCCUGCCCAAAACCACUGCCCUCCGAGCAGCCCAUCUGCGGCAACGACAACAUCACGUACCCCAGCGCCUGCCACCUGCGCCGCGCCACCUGCUUCCUUGGCCGCUCCAUAGGAGUCCGCCACUACGGCCCCUGCAACAGUCCUCCGAGGAAACCGCACGUGUUUGACGGCAGCGAAGAAAACGCCAUAUAGACGUGGACAAAUACACCACGAGCUGACCUCUGUUGAUUAUGUGACAAUCAUCCCUCCCUUUUGUAAACAAUUUGUUUGAUAUGGAAGCAGUGGCGUGGCGUUGGGGAGGUGCGAGCAGAGUGGUAGCCCCGGGGGGAAAUUUGGGGGUGCAUAACAUUUCCAAAAAUAUGUAAUAGUAGUGGUCAUAAUAUUUAAAAAGUGAUCAUUUUAGACUUCCGUUUAAGAGUCCCUAUCUGUCCUCAAACUUUGCUUUAUAUGUUUUGAAAAUCUACUAGAGUAAUGCACCAUGCCACAGACAAACACAAUUUGGCUAUAAACGCUGACUCCAACUUGUUUGGCUCACUUUCGCAUUGUCCGAAGUUAUCAAAAAGUACGGUACGGAAGCUGUGUUGUAGUGUGGAAUAGUUGACCCGGGUGUAAUGUUUUGGGGGUGCGCAAAAAAAAAAAAGUCAUACAAAUAGUAGUCACA
Phycodurus eques (leafy seadragon) is the source of this 1401-nucleotide messenger RNA. RefSeq names its product follistatin-like 3 (secreted glycoprotein) (gene fstl3). Bases 261 to 932 code for a protein of 223 amino acids. NCBI's taxonomy places the organism in Eukaryota, Metazoa, Chordata, Actinopteri, Syngnathiformes, Syngnathidae. Gene Ontology annotation, molecular function: protein binding; activin binding. Gene Ontology annotation, biological process: cell differentiation; multicellular organism development; regulation of BMP signaling pathway. The record is from RefSeq and is a predicted model, not a curated record. The transcript is spliced from 6 exons.